AAAGGACACCUAAAAGCUAAAACCCUCAAAACGACAUUCUAAACCCUUUCUAACUUGUUCAACAAUCACAAAAAGUAAGAAAAUAAAAAAAUCAAAAUUCAAGAUCUGCGUGGUUUUGAAUCUCACUCACACUAUGAGAAGAGCUUCCUCCGUUUUACUCUACAGAACCCUCGCCGCGGCACGCGACGGCUCCGCCACCUCCAUCGCCCUCCCUAACCGUUUUCUGCAAUCCACUUUCUACGGCACCACCGCCGGCUCAUCUCCAUCUCGCCGCCGUUUGUUUUCUUCCGCCAUCGCCGUUGCCGCCGGAACAUCUCUCGGUGUCACCGGUGCGUUGUUCGCUGCUUCGUCUCUCUCUCAGGAAGUGCUCGCUAAGGAACCUCCUCCGUCUGAUGCUUUGCCAAAUGAAGUCGUUCUUUACCAGUAUGAGGCUUGUCCGUUCUGUAACAAAGUGAAAGCAUUUUUGGAUUACUAUGACAUACCAUACAAAGUUGUGGAGGUCAAUCCGCUUAGCAAGAAAGAAAUCAAAUGGUCUGAAUAUAAGAAGGUUCCAAUAAUAAUGAUAGAUGGCGAGCAGCUAAAUGACUCAUCAGCUAUAAUUGACAAGCUUGGAGAGAAGAUCCUGUCUAAGAAAAAGGCAGAUUCAACCUCUGAGGAUGAGGUCGACGAAGAGACCAAAUGGAGGCGGUGGGUUGAUAAUCAUCUGGUACACGUUCUGUCACCUAAUAUAUACCGAAAUACCUCUGAAGCUCUUGAGUCCUUUGACUAUAUCACGUCCAAUGGCAAUUUUAGCUAUAUGGAAAAAAUUUCGGUGAAGUAUGCUGGAGCUGCAGCUAUGUAUUUUGUGUCCAAGAAGCUAAAGAAGAAAUAUAACAUUACCGAUGAGCGUGCUGCUCUCUAUGAGGCAGCAGAAACAUGGGUAGAUGCUCUGAAUGGCCGUGAGUUCCUUGGAGGGUCUAAGCCUAACUUCGCCGAUCUGGCUGUCUUUGGAGUUCUAAGACCCAUACGCUAUUUGAGGUCUGGUAAGGAUAUGGUGGACCACACACGUAUUGGUGAGUGGUACACAAGAAUGGAGAGCGUUGUGGGAGAGCCAUCCAGGAUUAAAGCCUAAAACUAGGAUAUUAUUGAGUCCAAACUCCAUCGAUAUAUUUUUUGCAUCAAUCUUAUUCUACACUCUUUGGGUUUUGCCUUCAGUUGUUGGAAGGAAACACAUUUUGGUUUCUAAGUUAACAACCUAUUUGGCUAUUUAGAAAGAUACUACCAUGCGGUGGUUAUGGGGGUUAAAUAUAGGCGAAGUUUAGCUGAUCAAUUGAUUCUUUACAAAAAUGUUUUAAUACAUGUUGCAGCUACUCCUAUUGUAAAGAUUAAAGAGAUCUUUGAGCUGUAACCAAGAAUAAAGGCAAUAUCUGCGUGCCUGUGAUGUUUAAAACACUGGCUUUGAUCAAAUUAAUACACACAUAAGCACUUGUUUGAGUUAAAUA
This is a messenger RNA of Medicago truncatula (barrel medic), 1481 nucleotides long. Its product is annotated as prostaglandin E synthase 2. Bases 134 to 1111 code for a protein of 325 amino acids. Gene Ontology annotation, molecular function: prostaglandin-E synthase activity. The record is from RefSeq and is a predicted model, not a curated record. The transcript has 6 exons. NCBI's taxonomy places the organism in Eukaryota, Viridiplantae, Streptophyta, Magnoliopsida, Fabales, Fabaceae. Gene Ontology annotation, cellular component: mitochondrion.